AUGGCAAGCAGAGUGCUGUUGGCGCUCGAUGGAGCCGAUACACAAUAUUAUCAUUUCUCCGCAGUAUUUGUUGGUGGGAUGGGUAUCUUCACUGAUGCUUAUGACUUGUUUUGCAUCCCCAUCAUUUCCAAUCUACUGGGUAGGAUCUAUUACAAGGAUGAUAAUCAUGGUCUGUUACCCAAUCGUGUAAAGGGUUUUGUUGAAGGAAUAGCUUUAUUCGGAGCACUGGCAGGUCAACUGUUCUUCGGAUGGCUUGGGGACAGAAUGGGACGAAAGAAGGUCUAUGGAAUCACUCUCACGUUAAUGGUCGUGAGUUCAAUUGCUUCGGGCUUCUCAAUCGGCAACUCCCGCGAGUCUGUACUGACGUGCUUAUGCUUUUUCAGGUUCUGGUUAGGGUUUGGUAUUGGCGGGGACUACCCACUGUCUGCAACAAUCAUGUCCGAAUACGCAAACACCCGGACCAGAGGAGCUUUCAUGGCUGCUGUAUUUGGCAUGCAGGGUCUUGGAAUUGUUGUCGGAAGCACAGUUGAGAUAUUUGUGAGCCUUUCUCUUAUGAAAGCCAACGCACAACCAUCCCAGCUGCAGCAGGACUUUGUGUGGAGGAUAAUCCUAAUGUUCGGAGCAUUCCCUGCGGGCUUAACAUUCUAUAGGAGAAUGAAAAUCCCGGAGACAGCACGAUACACAGCACUGGUGACUAGAAACGGCAGGCAGGCCGUUUUGGAUAUGUCUCGGGUCCUUCAUUUGGAGAUCGAAGAAGAUGAAGAAUGUGUUUCAAGUAUGGAAACCCCACAGCCCAGGUUUGGUUUCUUUUCCAGGGAUUUCAUGAAGUAUCAUGGUGUACAGUUGCUAGGCACGGCAUCCAGUUGGUUUUUCGUGGAUCUUGCAUUCUACAGCAGUAGUUUGUUUCAGAGGGAUAUUAUAUACCGCAGUAAAGGAGGGUUGAUACCGUGCCAUCAAUUGAAUCCAGUGCGUGAAGUCUUUUACAGUGCCAGAGCGCAACUGGUGAUUGUCGCGAUGGGAACUCUGCCGGGGUAUGUAUUCACCAUUUUUCUCAUAGAUCGUAUUGGUCGGCGUAAAAUUCAAUUUAUUGGAUUUUUCUUUAUGUCGGCGUUUCUGUUUACCCUGGCCAUUACCUACAAUCAAUGGGUUAAUAAACUGCAUACAGGUUUUCUAGUAAUUUAUUCCCUGACGUUUUUCUUUGCCAACUUUGGCCCCAAUACAACAACUUUCAUCGUGCCGGCGGAGUUAUUUCCUGCUCGACUGCGAUCAACGUGCCAUGGAAUUUCUGCUGCAGCUGGGAAAGCGGGCGCCAUAAUUGGAAUUAUAGCCUUCUUAGCAAAAGAACCUCAGAAUAAUUGCACACAGAGUGAUCAUGAAGGGCUUCGUGUGCCCUUGAUUAUUCUUGCACUGGCUGGCUGCUUGGGUUUCUUUUGCACCUUUUUAAUACCAGAAACUAUGCGCAGGUCUCUGGAAGAAAAUGAAAUAGAACCAACUCUAUCUGACUUAGAAGUCGAAUUCGGGCCUGGGUUUGCAUCGAGGGACCAUGGCAGAGUUCCAAUAGAGCCAUAG
Messenger RNA from Cryptomeria japonica (Japanese cedar), 1569 nucleotides. Its product is annotated as inorganic phosphate transporter 1-2-like. Gene Ontology annotation, molecular function: transmembrane transporter activity. Lineage: Eukaryota; Viridiplantae; Streptophyta; Pinopsida; Cupressales; Cupressaceae. The record is from RefSeq and is a predicted model, not a curated record. Bases 1 to 1569 code for a protein of 522 amino acids. Gene Ontology annotation, cellular component: membrane. The transcript has a single exon. Gene Ontology annotation, biological process: transmembrane transport.